UGUUCCUCUAUUGAUAUCUGAGACUUAAUUGUACAAUUUGACAGGAAGAGCAUGACCAAAUCAGAUCAAAGAGUAAAACAGGUGCACCACUUGAAUGGUCAGAUUACAAGUCAAUGAUCUUUACUCAAUGCGUCGUGAAUGAGACCUUAAGGAUGGCGAACAUAAUUGGUGGAAUAUUCCGGAGAGCAACCACAGACAUAAAUAUAAAUGGUUACACAAUUCCAAAGGGAUGGAAGGUAUUUGCAUCAUUUCGUGCUGUACAUCUUAACCCAAACCAUUUCAAAGAUGCACGCAGCUUCAAUCCUUGGAGAUGGCAGAAUAACUCAGAGGCAACGAUCCCUGUAAAUGUAUACACACCAUUUGGAGGAGGGCCAAGGCUGUGCCCUGGCUAUGAGCUUGCCAGGGUUGUUCUUUCGGUCUUCCUUCACCGCUUCAUCACCAUCUUCAGUUGGGUCCCGGCUGAGGAAGAUAAGUUGGUGUUCUUCCCUACGACUAGGACGCAGAAGAGGUAUCCCAUCAUAGUGAAGCGUAGGGAGGAGUCAAGUCCUUGUAUAUAGCCCCAUGAAAGAGCACCAUGUA
Arachis ipaensis is the source of this 579-nucleotide messenger RNA. Lineage: Eukaryota; Viridiplantae; Streptophyta; Magnoliopsida; Fabales; Fabaceae. The record is from RefSeq and is a predicted model, not a curated record.